Messenger RNA from Malassezia restricta, 657 nucleotides. Its product is annotated as ribonuclease H2 subunit B. Lineage: Eukaryota; Fungi; Basidiomycota; Malasseziomycetes; Malasseziales; Malasseziaceae. Gene Ontology annotation, biological process: ribonucleotide metabolic process; RNA catabolic process. The record is from RefSeq and is a predicted model, not a curated record. The coding region runs from base 1 to 657 and encodes 218 amino acids. The transcript has a single exon. Gene Ontology annotation, cellular component: ribonuclease H2 complex; nucleoplasm.
AUGACGCGUCCCCCCAUCGCUCUGGCGUAUCCGCCGGACGUGGCGCACGCCACCACGCGGCUCUGGGUCCUGCCGCACCCACGCACGGGCGUGCCGACCUACUUUGCCACGUCUCAGGACGGCACAACCGCGUACGAGCUCCUCGUGACGCGUCCACCCACGCGCAGCUGGCUGCUUCGUGGACACGACGACGACGGGUACGUCAUCGCCGAUGGCGCCAUGCGCAUCCUGAGCCGCAUUGACCCGGCCUUUCUGCUACUGGGCAUUUUCUGCGUGCUCGAUACAUCCCAGCAGUACUGGCCGCUAGACGACUGGCUCGAGGCGGCGACGGACGUGCAUGUCCAGCGACGGUCGAUGAGCGCAUGGCCUGACAUGGCCGCCUUUGUCGCGCUGCCGUCGAUGCAGGCACAUCUCGAUCGCAUCUGCGCGACGCAAGAGGCAGACGGCGGGCGCGUCUAUCGCCUGGAUGAAACGCGCAUUCGUGCGAUGCUCCAUGCCAAAGCCCAGCGCGUAUGUGCUCGGGCGCCGGAGCAGGUAGCGGCUCAAGCGUGGCGCACACUGGACGCGUCAGCUUCCGACGCUGACGUGGACAGCGCUCAGCAGGAGGUGGCGCGACAAUGGAUCGAAGCCUACGUGCCCCUAUCGGUCCGUUGGUAG